AUGCUCUAUAAUAAUACGAAUGGAGGCCCUGCAGCAGCAGCAGCAGUCACUGCCGAGACAGAGAAUGGAUCACAGACACAUUAUGAUGGCAUUUAUGUACAUAACCAGUCGGUGCCAUCACCUACACAAGAGAUGCCACCAAAGCAUGGCGCCUCUGUAGUGGUGCCAGUGCCACUGCCCAAGCCACCAAUGUUUCAAAAGGCGAGAGAAAUACCUCCAAUCCCCGUCAGACCUUCAAACCUAAAUACCAACACAAAUACGACAAACAUAAGUAGUCGCGAUGACUUGUCGAGUCAAGUCGUACCAAACAUACCUGGUGAAGACGAUACACCAGCAACAGCCACAGCAACAACAACAGCCACAACAACAGCUACAACAACAAAACCUUCCAAUAUUGUUGCUGAGGUCGAUAUGAAUGGCAAUGGCACUUCACCAAGUAGACCAUUCAAUAAUAAUAAUAUACAUAGUGCGCCACAUACACCUAUUCAAGCACCUGCAUCAACUCCUCCUCUGGUAACAGCAGCUAUGCCUCCACUGCCAACAACCCCUCAACAAUCGCAUGCCAACAGGAGUAGCCCGAUGCGCCCUCCGCAUCCACCUUCGCCCCAAUCCAUCUCGCAUCAUCACCAUCAGCAACAACAAUCAAACGACUUGAAAAAGCCCAGACGUACAAAGUCAAAUUCAAACUGCGAGUUCAAACUCGAGAGCAAACUGGUGUACCCCCCACUGCCGCCAGUGCCACAGUUGGUGUCGUCGAGUCUCCCGCCACUGCCGCCCAUACCUCCCGCAGCAGCUCCGCAAUCAGGCGUUGCCCCAGCACCCUCAGGAAUGUACUACAACUCGAACGCCAACGCCAACUCUACUCCAUUGUCAUCAUCAAUCUCUUCCAACGGAUCAUCGAUCAACAACGAAUCAGUGCUGAUCAAUAGUUUACAUAGGAGUAGCAGCCAGGGUGUAGUAGCAGCGGCAACGACCACUCCAUCCAACACCAGCGCACAGAGUAUGGACAUACCGAUGGACACCCCGGAGGCAUGUCUAUCGCCAAUACUCAAGUCUCACUCUUUCAGAGCAAAGUACUUCACACAGCCAACGAGAUGUCGUGGCUGCGAGCAGUUCAUUUGGGGCGUUAUUGGCAAACAGGGCAUGGUCUGCAAUGAUUGUGGAGGUUCCUUCCACAAGGCUUGUGCACCAAAGGCGUUGGCCUGCACUCCCGGCCACCCAAUGAAGAAGAGCGAGUCAAAGAGCGACCUGGCCAUCGAGAAGGAUCAAUCCCAGGACAACUCUAGCAACAACAUUAACGACAACAGCAGUACGAGCAGCAGUUGCAGUAACACCAGUAUCGACAUUCCAUCACAGCAACAACAGGUACCAACACCAACAGCGCCCAGAGAGGGUGGACUGACUCCACGAGGCAAGAGCCAGAGUGAUGGAUCGAUCAAUUGUAACAACAUAAAUAAUAACAGCAGCAACAAUAGCAGUAGCAGCAGUAUCGGCAACAGCAACAAUGGUAGCACGCAGAAUCUGAUGCCACUGUUUAUGAACUCAACUGCAGGUGUCUCGACAUCCAACACCUGUCCAUCCUCGCCAACCCCAGAGGCAGUUGUGCCAAAUGGACACCGAAAGAAGCAAAGACGCAGCAGCAUGGACUCCUCCCUCAAGGACUUCCAACAUUCUUUCAAGAGUCAUAUCGGUAACGACGAGACAUUACUCACACACUACAGCUGUGGAUAUCAGGGAUCAGUUCUGAAGCAUGGUCGACUGUACAUUACUGAGCACUACUUGUGCUUCUACGACAACCUGGUGUUUGACAAGCAUAAGCAACGCCAGAAGAUCAUCCCAAUCUCUGGCAUUACUAGCAUCGAGAAGAAGUCUGGAUUGGCACCCAAUGGUAUCCUGGUGAAGACACAGGAUCGCGAUUUCCAAUUCUGUCUAUUUAUACAUAGGGAUGAGGCGUAUGAAGUGAUCGAGUCAUUGAUGUUGUAUCAAGAGAAGCGAUUGUUGUCUGAGAGUAUACAUCAGAGGAAUUUGAAUGGUCUGCGCCAGGCACUGAGUCAACGCAAGUCACGUGUGUCAGUGUCACCGACAACUGGUCUGCCAAAGAGUAGCAAGCGAACAAAGAGUACAGAUAGCACCUCAGUGUUCAACACUCUGAAGAUACCCAUGACCUUUGAGGAUCCACCUUUGGUCACAGUGAUCAAGAUGAACGACUUUGAGAUGUUGAACAUCCUACUCGAGUACUACAAUCAGAACAGAUCGGACGAGGUCAAUCACGUUGAUAAGGAGGGAUACACACCAUUGCAUGUGGCUGUAUCUAGUGAUAUAUCGGAUAAUAUGAUGAUACAGAUACUUAAGCAUAAUGCUAUCAAGGUGAGCUUGAAGAAUGUGGAUGGUAAUACUCCUUUGCAUUACUUUUGCCAGAAGUUCAGGUCGCCCGAGUGUCAGAAGAUCGUCCAGAUGUUCAUUGAGCGUGGUGCCAACGUUAACGAGCAGAACAACAUUGGCGAGACACCUCUACACAAGGCCAUCUUCAACCACAGUGUGCGUAUGCUGAUGGUACACGUUCUAAUCAAGAACAAUGCCAACAUCAACAUUGUCAACAAUGCUGGAGAGUCUGCGCUACACUACGCCGUGCGUCUUGGUCGCCUGGACGUCCUCAAGUCUCUGGUCAUCGCCGGAGCCGACCCAACCCUGAUCAGCACCAAGCAAAAGAAGACCCCAUUGAUGUUGGCUGAGGAGAACAACUGUGCAGAGAUUAUAGACCUGUUGAUGAGACUUGAAUUUAUAAUCAAUACAUUAUCAAUGUGUGGACUGUCUCAAUACAGGAUGGCACUGACACUUGAGGAGAUUGCAAUGGAGGGAUCACUGGCGAGGAUGGACGACGAGAUGAUGAUCCGAUUGGGAUGCACCGAUGAGGAGCAAAAGAAGUUAUUGUUCUCACUAAAGAACAAGAAGAUAUUGGUGGGCAAGAUGCCAGCCAUCACUCCAGGCGCAAUGGACCUGCUAAAGGAGCUGGAGAACAUGGACAUCAAGAAUGGCAAGUGGAUCAUCACUCAUCACGAGCUAGAGUACACUGAUAAGAUCGGUUCUGGUGUAUCAGGCAAGGUCUACAAGGGACUGUACCGCGGUCGUCAGGUAGCCAUCAAGGUUCUGAAGAGUGCUGACGAGGCGCACAACCGUGAGGAGUUCCUCAAAGAGUUCCAUGUGUUGGCAUCACUGCACUCAAGUCUGAUCGUUGGCCUGUAUGGCGUGGUGCUUGAACCACGCAUCUGUCUGGUGAUGGAGUACUGCUCGCGUGGCAGUCUCUACCAGGUACUGCACAGCGAGAAGCUGACUUGGGACAGAUUCUUCUCGUUCUGCGGUCAGCUCCUCAAUGGUCUGGCAACACUUCACCAGUCCAAGCCACAAAUCCUUCAUCGCGACGUCAAGAGUCUCAACUUCCUGGUCACGCAGGACUAUCGCAUCAAGGUCGCCGACUUUGGUCUCAGUCGUUUCAAUACCAAGUCCAACCAACUGACUCUAAACAAGACCAGAGGUACCAGCGCCUACUGCGCGCCCGAGGUGUUCCAGGGCAAGGAGUACCAGGAGAAGUCCGAUAUAUACAGUCUUGGCGUCGUCUUUUGGGAGCUGAUCUUUGCGCUGAUCAAUGGACGAUACCUGCAUCCUUACGGCGAGUACAAGAAGAUGAACGAAUUCCAGAUCAUGCUGUACACGUCCAACCAUAACCUGCGACCGACAAUUCCGGGCAACUGCCCGCUGAGCAUCAGGACCCUGAUUGCCAAAUGCUGGGACAAGGACCUGACGGAGCGACCCACUGCCACCGAGGCGACGGAAAUCAUAGCGGCCUGCCAACAGGAGUUCAAUCAGAACCAGGCACAAUGGUUGGAGAUCCUGACGAUGAAGGAUGAGACCAGCAAGCACCUACCUCCCCUUGACGCCGAAUCAAACUCGAGUGAAUCAGACGAUUGA
Molecule: messenger RNA, 3966 nt
Organism: Acytostelium subglobosum LB1
Lineage: Eukaryota; Evosea; Eumycetozoa; Acytosteliales; Acytosteliaceae
Exons: 5
Coding region: 1-3966 (1321 amino acids)
Biological process (GO): protein phosphorylation
Molecular function (GO): protein binding; protein kinase activity; ATP binding
Source: RefSeq, a predicted model, not a curated record